AGGCUGCUAUGAAUUCUUGCAUAUGUUUAGUGUUUUGCUGUUAUGGACUUACUUAAAUUUUUUCUCUCAAGAGUUGGUUCCUUCUGUACUUGACUUGACCACUGUCUGCUUAGAUCCAGUUCAAGAUGAGUCCAUGUUCCUUGCGAUCAGUUUAGCCUAGUGAGUGGAAUUAACUGACCUCCGAGUUCAGAUUUAGCUUAGCCUAGUAAAUUGUGUACCUCCAGUCAGUCAUAAAAGUUUGCAAGUCCACUCAGAAUGGAUAUGACGACAUCUCAAGAAUAUGCUUUCCAAUCCAAGUUACUGCAAGAAUUCACCAACGUCCCGAGCAUUGACAGUGCUUGGGUUCUCAAAACCAACAACAAAGACAUAUCCACAGCAAUGUUCUCCAUUAGCCAGCCAGACCUACUGGCGAACAGCACCAGAAAAUACACUAUGUAUUCUCAUAUUACAAGAGCUGGUACCAACUCUCUGGAUUUCCAAUGGUCUCCCUUUCCCACUGAAAUGACUGGAGUGUCCGUCAUUGUCCCAUCCCCAUCGGGAUCAAAGCUUCUUGUAGUGCGAAAUGGAGAGAAAGGUUGCCCUACUAAGCUUGAAAUUGUUGAUCAAUCGCAUAUGGAGAAGGAGAUACAUGUUGGUCAGUCCAUGCAUGGUCCACUUUAUACCGAUGAAUGGUUUCAUGGUAUUUCUUGGAAUCAAGAAGAGACUUUGAUAGCGUACAUUGCUGAAGCUCCACCCCAACCAAGAACAGCUUUCAAUGAUUGUGGAUAUAGAAAGGAAGAUUCUUCUGAGGAAGACUGUAAUAGCUGGAAAGGACAAGGGGAUUGGGAAGAAGACUGGGGUGAAAGAUACUGCAGAAAAGGGAGACCCUCAUUGUUUGUUCUUGACAUUGCCAGUGGAGAAGUGCGAGCGGCUAAAGGCAUUGCGACAUCGUUGAGUGUUGGCCAAGUUGUUUGGGCUCCAUCAUCUUCAAGUGGCAGCCAAAAGUAUUUAGUUUUCGUUGGAUGGUUAGAGCACAACGGGUUUCAGAACACUGCUAGAAAACUAGGUAUCAAGUACUGUUCUAACAGGCCAUGUGCUCUUUAUGCGAUUGCUAGCCCUUUUGAAGGACCAGAACCUGACACUAAACGAGUUAGUGAUAGUAAAUCAGACUCCGCUGCAGCAGCACAGAAUUUAACAGCAAGCAUCAAUAGUGCUUUCUUUCCACGGUUCAGCCGGGAUGGAAAAAUCCUAGUCUUCCUAUCUGCAAAACAGGCUGUAAAUAGUGGAGCACAUAAUGCAACGAAUUCUCUGCAUAAGAUCAACUGGCCUUCUGAUUGGAAAAUGGAUAAACAACUUAAUGUUACUGAAGUGGUGCCUAUUGUAAUGUGCCCUGAAGAUGAUUGUUUUCCGGGUCUUUACUGUUCAUCCAUUCUGUCCAAUCCUUGGCUUUCUGAUGGAUGCACGAUGAUACUAACAUCUGCUUGGAGAAGUACCGAAGUGAUAUUAUCAAUAGAUGUUUUAAGUGGAAAAGUAACAAGAAUUACUCCAGAAGACUCACAUUACUCUUGGAGUGUCCUUGCAAUAGAUGGUGACAAUGUUCUUGCUGUGUCAAGUAGUCCCAUCGACCCUCCUCACAUCAGGUAUGGACGCCAAGUGACACCAGAGGGGCAAGAACACAGAUGGACUUGGGAUGAAGUUGAUAGUCCGUUGGUUACGGCCAGCAAUAAGGUUAAGUCCUUGUUAUCGCAUCACAGUGUCACUAUACUUAAAAUUCCUGUCGCUAACUCCUCAGAUGACCUCUCUGAUGGUGGCAAACUUCCAUUUGAGGCCAUUUUUGUGUCCUGCAAGGAUAGUUCACACAGUCCAACUGUUGUAAUCCUUCAUGGUGGUCCACACUCGGUGUCUGUGUCAAGCUACGUGAAAUCAUCAGCAUUUCUUGCUUCACUUGGAUUCAACCUGCUAAUUGUUAAUUAUCGAGGUACACCGGGUUUUGGAGAGGAGGCUUUACAAUCGCUUCCCGGAAAAGUCGGUUCUCAGGACGUCCAAGACUGUCUUACAGCCGUAGAUCACGUCAUCAAUGAAAAGCUAAUAGAUGCUUCUAAAGUAGCUGUUGUUGGGAUUUCACAUGGUGGAUUCUUGACAACUCAUCUGAUUGGUCAGGCUCCAGAUAGAUUUGUGGUGGCAGCUGCUCGGAAUCCUGUCUGCAACCUGUCGCUGAUGAUUGGCACCACAGACAUUCCAGACUGGUGUUACAUGGUGGCCUGCGGACCUGAAUCGAAGCAAUAUGCCUCUGAAUCCCCUUCACCUGACCAUCUUCACCUCUUCUAUCAGAAAUCACCAAUUGCCCAUAUCUCAAAAGUGAAAGCGCCCCUUCUUAUGCUUCUUGGAGGAGCUGAUCUUCGAGUACCAGCUUCUAAUGGCCUACAGUAUGCAAGGGCCCUGAGAGAAAGGGGUGGCGGGGUCAAAAUUAUGAUGUUCCCAGAGGACAUACACGAAAUCAUCAUACCUCGGUCCGAUUUUGAAAGCUUCCUCAACAUUGGAGUAUGGUUCAAGAAACAUAUGGAAUAAAUAAGUGCAAACGCAGUGGUCCCAAGCAGAGUCCAUGAGGUUGAAGAACAAGGCUUGUCUAUGGACUUCAAAUAGUUUUUGUAGCAGUGCUCAUUUGGGAAGACAUCAAUUUUCUCAUGAAAAAUGCUGAUUCCUAUCGGCCUCAUAGGAGACUCCGGUUCCUUUUUAGAUUUGACCAAACCUCUGCUCCAUUUAAUACUGCCUUAUUUCAUGACUUUGACAUUUUUUACUCAGCCUUUUUCCGAGUCCUUGGGAUGUACAAAAAUCAGGGCUAAGUUAUAAUGUAUGGCACCUCUCAAGGUAAAAUAACUCUCAA
Setaria italica (foxtail millet) is the source of this 2863-nucleotide messenger RNA. RefSeq names its product acylamino-acid-releasing enzyme 2. The transcript has 18 exons. The record is from RefSeq and is a predicted model, not a curated record. Bases 256 to 2547 code for a protein of 763 amino acids. Lineage: Eukaryota; Viridiplantae; Streptophyta; Magnoliopsida; Poales; Poaceae. Gene Ontology annotation, molecular function: serine-type endopeptidase activity. Gene Ontology annotation, biological process: proteolysis.